This is a messenger RNA of Nanorana parkeri, 1548 nucleotides long. RefSeq names its product leucine rich repeat containing 14B (gene LRRC14B). Gene Ontology annotation, cellular component: cytoplasm. The record is from RefSeq and is a predicted model, not a curated record. The coding region runs from base 1 to 1548 and encodes 515 amino acids. Gene Ontology annotation, molecular function: protein binding. NCBI's taxonomy places the organism in Eukaryota, Metazoa, Chordata, Amphibia, Anura, Dicroglossidae. The transcript is spliced from 2 exons.
AUGAAGACGCUGAGAUUCAUUGCUGCCGAAGCUUUAAUAUCCAUCCAGGAGUAUGCCAAGAUGGACAUCAGAAAUAUUGCUCAUAAUCUUUAUCCCCUCCUACUGAAGGCUUGUUUCUUGCAUGAGAAAGAGGAAAUCAUCAAUAUACUGGUGGAAAACUGGCCACUGCAAGAUUUUAAUUUUGGCAAACUGAUGGGCAAAACGGUGGAUUGUCCUGAAGACAUUAGUCAUUGGGCAUGCCAGCGCAGCAUAACCGCGUGCCUUAAAGGCUUGAAGAACUACGUCCUAAAUUGUUCUCCAACAUACUCCAAAAGACUCAAAGUUGUUGACCUUACAGGUAUACGUGAUGUUCAGUUUCAACCAUGCAAAUGUAAGAAGACUUUGGGGCGAUGGGCAAGAACGCAACUGAUUUCCCAGAUCUGCUUUGAACUUCUCAUUGAGAUGCAAAUGCUUGAGUUCAGUCCUUUUGUUUUUGAAGUUGAUGUUGACAUCAUGUGUAACCUGUUUGUGACCGAGAAGACCUAUGAGCUUGUGGUACAAGCAUUGCUGAUGAGAUGUCAUAGUCCCCUAAAGAUCCGAUGUGUAGAUUUUAGAGCAGACAGUUUAGCUUUAAGGAAGCUCUUCUACAUAAUAAGACUUGCUGAACCCUCUUCUAUACGGAAACUAGAAAUGGUUCACAAUGUGCGCUUAGAAGUAUAUCACCUUGAAGUGCUUCUCAACAACAUCACAUUCACUCAGCUUAGCUCACUGACUUUACCAGCAAGAACCUUCAAUGUUAUUAACUACACGGCAGAGGACGAAGCUGUUUUAUGUACCAUUGGAGAAAAACUAAGCCACAUGGUUCACCUGACCGAGCUGAGUCUUUCAUUUUCUACCCUGACAGGACGGCUGAGGAAACUGCUGAGCCCACUGAAGACACCACUCAAAGUGUUGGAACUAGCGAACUGCUCUCUCAAUCAGGUAGACAUGGCUUACCUAGCAAACAGCCUGCAUGCAGAAUAUUUAGAAGAGUUGGAUAUGAGUGGUCACAACAUUACAGACCUUUUUCCAUCAAUGUUUUUGAAGCUUCUGUCCAAGGCCUCUCAGACCCUGAAGGUUCUGAUUCUGGAAGAAUGUGCUAUUGGAGAUAUGAAUAUUCAUAUUCUGGAGAUGGGAAUAGUACAUUGUCUCAAACUUAAAGAAUUCAAAUUCCUCGGAAAUCCCAUCAUUGCUAUAGAUCUUCGGCGUCUUUUUAGACUUCUUGCCAAUCUGCCUGUGUUGAGGUACAUUGAAUUUCCAGUACCAAAGGACUGCUAUCCUCCUGAUGUCAGCUACCCCCUGGAUGAAGUAACCCUCAUAAAGUAUGAUCUUCAAAAAUAUGAGACCAUCAAACAAACCCUUUGCCGAAUAUUACGCCAAGCCGCUCGAGAAGACAUACUGGUGGCCACACCACUGUUUGGCAGUUAUGAUUCUGCAAUUGAGGAGACAAGCAGUGAAUUGGGAGCAUGCUUACUUUCAUCAUUUAAAGAUGCCCUGGAAAGUUUUACUGCAGAGAUACAAAAAUUAUAG